Messenger RNA from Cololabis saira (Pacific saury), 2963 nucleotides. RefSeq lists its product as uncharacterized. Gene Ontology annotation, cellular component: cytosol; nucleus. The coding region runs from base 297 to 1007 and encodes 236 amino acids. Gene Ontology annotation, biological process: spermatogenesis. Lineage: Eukaryota; Metazoa; Chordata; Actinopteri; Beloniformes; Belonidae. The record is from RefSeq and is a predicted model, not a curated record. The transcript is spliced from 4 exons.
UGGAAACCCACCGAACGCACCUCACAGACUCUGGAAACAGCUCCCGCUCCUCGCAGCUCCAUGAAUGAGCUGUUUUCAGAAGAAGAAGAAAAAAAAAAGACGUCUCCCGGAUUUGCAGCUGGAGAAAGACUCAAAAGAGUCCAACGCGUUUUUGUGGAGCGGCGCUCCGACUUUUCAAGAAAAAAAACCCAACAAACACUGGACGGUAAACAGAGCGGGUUAAACUUUUUAAUUUUGCAGAUAAAUUAGACUACCUAAGAAAAAAACUUCAACUCACUUCAGCGACGCGUGAAGAUAUGUUCAAGAAAACCAAGAGUAAAGUGCUGGUGGAUUAUGCGUCAGAGGAGGACGACAUGUCCUGGCACUAUCAUCACUCCUACAAGGACAAAGACAUAGAAGGAGAGGAAGAGGACGAAGGAGCCGUCACUGCAGUCUCCAAGGAGGCCAAGGUAAAGAAGAUCAUGUCCAAAAAAGAAAGGAGGGAGAAGAAGAUGUUCUCUUCCAAAGAUGAUGAGCACUUUCUGCUGACCGGAGUGAAGCUGGCUGAUCGUAAAGGGCCGCAAAAGAAAAUCAAGGAUGACGACAAGGAGAAAGAAAAGGAGAAGAAGGAGAAGGAGAAGAAAGACAAAACAGAAAAGGGCUACUGUUUCUGGGAAAACGUUUCGAUGACAAUGAGGCAAAUCUCUCCCACCAAAAAACUGGAGAAGAUGGAGGGCUGGGAGCCGCCACACUUGGGGAACGUAACCGAGACCAUGACUGCUGAACCCGCUGAGGAGAAAGGGGACUCUGCGGUGUCCCUCCCCGACUCUAUUAAUGUUCCGUUGGAAACGCCCAUGUGGGCCGGGCAGGGCCUGGAGGAGGACUCCUCCCGUUACGCUAACCUUUCGGACUCCAACGACACAUCUGCUGGCGUGAGGUGGACGGCCCGUGCCAAAGUGAAGCUGGCCGGCAUCAGCAGGAUGAGUAGAGGGAUUGUGUCGGAGAGUGCGUGGGGGGGCUUUAAAUAGCAGCGUUAGCCUUUAUUUACAAGGAGGAUGACAAUCUUGACCAAAUAUCUGCUUGUUUCUAUAGUUUAGCUUAAAUAAUUAAAUAAAACAACACAUUAACACCAUAGACUGCGUUGGAAAAAAAAAUGGACAAAGUCAUCCAAUAUCAAGCCAGUGCCAAACUGCUUCAAGCUUGCCAGAAGGAACUAAAGAUGGGUACUCCCUCUAGACCGCGGGAACCUAAAUGAAGUCUACCAAAAUGUCCCUUCAUUGACCCGCCUACAGUUUCACUUCAGGAACCAGGAACUUAACAGCAUUCAGGGGUUUAUUUUAAACCCUCAAAACAGCCCUGGGUGGGGUUUGCAGUGCAAAACAUUUCCACUCGGUCAUGCAUUCCCAGCAUUAUGUGUCUGCCUUCCGUCUCAGUCAUUUCACGUUGAAUACCUAAAACAAAAUCCAGUUCAUUCUAAGAUCUUAGUAACGUAAAUAUGGCAUUUAAAAUGAGCCAACUCUACUUGCUUUACUCAGCUGGACAGACACAACACACAUGGUGAGCUGCAUGUUAUAAUUGGAUAACUGUAGCAAAGAAGUGCAGCAGAGCAGAGAAACAUCAAUCUGUUAUUGCAUCAAAGUGGUUAUCUACUUACACUCCAGUCCUGGAGUGUCGCUUUCAAAAAAUGCCAAAUUCUCCCAUGAAAUCCUAAGAUAAUUAAUUUUCCGACAAGUCCUUAUGUUGUCUUUAGCAAAAUACUCUUUUCCAGUGUCCUGUUGGUAACUUUAAAGUCAAGAGAGACUGAGACUCGCAGACACGUGGCUGAUGUAAAAUGACUUUUUCCAUCUUUUAUUUAGAGUCUGUGGUUAAAAUACUGAGAUGAAGUAGUGAAUCCCAGAAUAUUACUUAUGAUUUUUUUUUUUUUAGAUUAGAAGAAAAUGAGUUAUCUUUUUUUUUUUUUUUAAGAAAAUAGUUACUUACUUGUGAAUCAGUGGCAAAAAACUCUAAAUUUGACCAAAUUAAAGCCUUAAACUACUGUACCAUCUUAACUGUGAUUUCCAUUGUCCUGACAUUUAAAUGUGUGACAUUACCCAAAAAUGAGAAGAAAGAGAUGUUUGUGACUGCUGUUGUAAAGAAUUAACUUGGAAUAUGCAAACGUGCUACUGAAGGUUGUUUUUGCUGGUAUUCAAUUCUAUUUUAACUUUACUGAUACAGAACCUGAGCAAAGCUGUCUGAAGCCUUAUUUUAAAUGUCUAAAAUGGGUUGUGCAAUCAUGAAACAGCUAAUGAAAUUUUGGCAUCUCAAAUACAAGUCUGUGUGUGUGUAAGCGUGCAACGUUGCUGGUGGAUGGUUGUUUUAGUAAACCUCUCCUGGUAUUGGAAAGGCAUUCUGAACUGCUGCUGUAGUGGGAGUAUUGGAGUUGAUGCAGCGCUUAAAAGUCAGCAUUUACAAUUUGUCUUUACACUCUUCCAACCUCUAGUAUCCAUCCCAUAUGACAGCAAUGUGGCUUAAAGGCAGAAAAGUGAAUCAUAGAUUGAUUGUUAAAAAGUGAUGAUGAAUAUUUGUAAAGCUGAUGAUGCUGGAAAGCCCCAUCCUCCUGUUCUCUUUAGAAUAAGCUUUUGUCUUCACCGAUGUUGUGCCUUGACCCAAUGAAGUGGCACCCCGAGUUUGCUGGAAAUCUGAAUGCAACCAAAACCCCUUAUGCAGAUCCACUGGAAGUCGGGAUAUUUACAGGUUUUGAGCUAGAAACCAACUUUACCCGCAGUAACAGCAGAGGGGUUCUUCAAACAGGUUUUUUUUUUUUUUUUUUUUUUAAUGCUGUGUGGAUAUCUGUAUAUUGAAUAAAACAAGAUUUCUGAGUCUUUUCUUUGAAGUUAAUAUAAAACUUGUUUGCUUAUGUUUACUGAAUUAGUAUAAUGAAGUCUUCACAGCCUGAGGCAUACACAGACACAUGAUUUAAAGUGCUGGGUCACCUUAAAUAAAGA